GGGGCAGACUUCCCGGCAACCAACUUUUCUCUGUCCACAGACUCCGACUGACUCUUAAAUGAAAGGCGGGGCCUUGUGGGUUUGGUUCCCGGGUGGGAGUGGCCUGCGUAGGGCUAGGUCGCACGUUCUCCCCGUUUUUCUUUGUCUUCCUCCCCCGUCCUGCAGUGCGGGGUGGGCCCGGCAGCCCGGAAGCGGAAGUGUGGGGCACCCAGGGUGGGGCGGUCCUGAGUGUGUACCGCCUACACGCCGGUCCGGCCGCUGCCCUCGCUUCCGUCCCGCCCGCGCCAUGCUGUCCCUGGACUUCUUGGACGAUGUGCGGCGGAUGAACAAGCGGCAGCUAUAUUAUCAAGUCCUAAACUUUGGGAUGAUCGUCUCUUCAGCUUUAAUGAUCUGGAAAGGACUAAUGGUAGUAACUGGAAGUGAAAGCCCAAUUGUAGUGGUGCUCAGUGGAAGCAUGGAACCUGCAUUUCACAGAGGAGAUCUCCUCUUUUUAACCAAUCGAAUUGAAGAUCCCAUAAGAGUAGGAGAGAUUGUUGUCUUUAAGAUAGAAGGAAGGGAAAUUCCAAUUGUUCACCGAGUGUUGAAAAUUCAUGAAAGGCAAGAUGGACAUAUCAAGUUUUUGACCAAAGGAGACAAUAAUGCUGUUGAUGAUCGAGGACUAUAUAAGCAAGGGCAGCUCUGGCUAGAGAAGAAGGAUGUAGUAGGACGAGCAAGAGGAUUUGUUCCUUAUAUUGGAAUUGUGACGAUUCUUAUGAAUGACUAUCCUAAAUUUAAGUAUGCAGUCCUCUUUUUACUGGGUUUAUUUGUGCUGGUCCAUCGGGAGUAAGAUGUCUGCCUUAUAGCUCCUGAGGAAGAUGCUAUGCUUUUUGUUACAAAAUGUUUGGAGUAGAUCCUGGUCUGUGAAAAGUGGAAGCAGAAAAUGCAGAUUUCAAUGCUUCUGGUCACAUCAAUUUGGAUUAGUUUCUAAGUUUCCACUGCAGAGUGUGGGUGACUGUGUGGGUGGGUGCAUGUGUGCCUGUGUGCACACAUAUAGGGAAUUUCAGCCACAGGUUUUCAUAUGUUCUCAUGUCACAUUUUAGGGUUUUUGUACAUCAAUGAAUUUUUUAUAUUAAAAGGUUGAGCCAAA
Monodelphis domestica (gray short-tailed opossum) is the source of this 1126-nucleotide messenger RNA. It is a transcript of the gene SEC11A, whose product is annotated as SEC11 homolog A, signal peptidase complex subunit. Gene Ontology annotation, molecular function: serine-type endopeptidase activity. NCBI's taxonomy places the organism in Eukaryota, Metazoa, Chordata, Mammalia, Didelphimorphia, Didelphidae. Gene Ontology annotation, cellular component: membrane; signal peptidase complex. The record is from RefSeq and is a predicted model, not a curated record.